Molecule: messenger RNA, 2010 nt
Organism: Caenorhabditis angaria
Lineage: Eukaryota; Metazoa; Nematoda; Chromadorea; Rhabditida; Rhabditidae
Source: the annotation of a GenBank genome assembly
AUGGAACCAUCUAGACGUAACUUCAUCCUAUUCCGUGAUUGGGCUCUCUUCAUCUUCUCACAUUUGCUAACAAUUGCAAUCUAUGCAGUUGCUUUGAAAUGGCUCAACUCUUUGCUCCCUGGACUUUUCACACCAAGUUGGUGGAUUAUCCGAUUGGUUAUAGCGCACUUCUCCUAUCUCAUAUAUUCGCAUUUCCAACGAUCUUUAACUUUACCACCAGGACCUCCACCAAUGAUUAUAUUUGGAAAUUCACCAUGUGUUAGUGUAGUGACACCAGAAGUCACAUUUUUGGAAUAUCGAGAAUUAUACGGACCUGUUUUCACACUUCACCUUGGAAGUGAGUUUUUGAAUUUUUUAAAUUUAUAGAAGAGUGUACUUGAAAUUAUCCUUCUCUUCAGAGCCAACAGUUGUACUUGCUAGUCAUGAAACAAUUCAUCAAGGAUUAAUUACCGAAGGUAUAUUUAUUAUGAUUUAUAUCCAUCCUAUAAUUUCGAAAAUGAAAUUCAGGUCCUCAUACAGCUGGAAGAUCAAGCAACGAAUCGUUUACCUUGUUCACUAAUGAUCGUGAGAACGGAGACGGUAUUAUUCUUGCAAUGCGCCAGAAGUGGAGAGAUAUGAGAAGUGAAAUAACACGUUUCAUGGGGUAUUUGUUGAAUUUCUGUUUCGAAAUAUACCAGUUCUAUUUUUUCAGAGGCUUAUAUGGUGAUAGAAUUGAUGAAAUCAUUAGAUAUCACACAAGAUUGUUGGAGACAGAAAUGUUGAAAAUCUCCGAGCAUAAGGUAGAUUUCAUAUGCUUAUUCAAAUUUAAAAAAAAAGUUUUUUUCAGGGACUCAUUGAUUUACGUGAUCCACUAGCUGGCGCUAUUGCUAAUGUUAUUCAACAAAUCACGAUUGGAAAAACAUUCAUGUUUCAAGAUCAAGAAUUCCAAGAUCAACUUCGCGAUAUAAAUGCAGUAGUCAAAGAAAUUAUGACUGGGGAAGUUUUUCUAGUCAACAGAUUUCCAGUUUUGAAAAUGUUGCCGGAAGGGCUUCUCAGAAAAUGGACAAACUACAAAAAAAGUGGAUUCAGACUUCAACAAUGGUUCAGAACUAUUCUUGAAGAUCAUUUAAUAAAUCGUCAUCAAGGAGAUUAUAUGUCUUAUAUGGUUGAAAGAAAGGAAUCCGGAAAAGCUAUGUUCAAGUGAGUGAAUACUGUGGUUUCACCAAUUCAAAAAUGUUUUUCUAGGGAUUUAUCAAUCAUCCUAACAUGCGGAGAUAUUUGGACAGGUGGAAUGGAAACUACAGUAACCACGCUUCGUUGGGGUAUUAUAUAUUUGUUGAAAAAUAUGGAAGUUCAAGAAAAAUGCCACCGAGAAAUUGUUGAAGUUUUUGGAGAAGAGGAACCAGAAAUGAGAAGGAUGUUGGAAACUCCAUAUGUUCGAGCAACAAUCUCAGAAAUUCAAAGACUUGCAAAUGUUUUGCCAUGGGCUAUCCCACAUAAGUGAGUUAUUGAGAUUAGUUAUGCCGUGUAAUUAUACUACUUUUGCAGAACAUUGGCCACUUGUACAAUUGGAGGAUACACAAUUCCAGAAAACACCGAUCUGAUUCCUGGGAUUGGCGCAGUUUUGAAUGACCCUGAAAUUUUUGAAGAUCCCAAAAAAUUCGAUCCAGAAAGGUACCUCAUCAAAGCAAUAUGUAAACAACUCAAAAUUCAAUUUUCCAGGUUCCUCGACAAAUCUGGAAACUACGUGACUUUGGAGAAAUUCCGACCAUUUGGAUUGGGACCAAGAUCCUGUUUGGGGGAGAGAAUUGCCAGAACUGAAUUAUAUAUGAUUUUCUGCACACUUGUUCAGAAUUUCAAGUUUUAUUUGAAUGAGAGUGAGUAAAUUCUUGAAAGAAGAUUUGAGUUCAACAAUUGAAUUUUUUAGAUGACCCAGUUCCCUCGACGGAUCGUGUUAUUGGUGGAAUAACUGCGCCGCCUCAACCAUUUGCAGUAAGACUUGAAUACAGAAAUAUACGCCCUGUAAAAUAA